GCUCCGGCAGCCGGAAGUCCCGCCUGCCGAGUAGUCGUCGCUGCCGCCGCCGCCGCCUCCGUUGUUGUUGUGGUCGCUUCUCCGAAGUCCGCGGCUCCGAGAGCCGCCUCCGUCGCCUCCUGCCGCCAUGAAGUGGAUGUUUAAGGAGGACCACUCGCUGGAACACAGAUGCGUGGAAUCCGCGAAGAUCAGAGCGAAGUACCCCGACCGGGUUCCGGUGAUUGUGGAAAAAGUCUCAGGCUCUCAGAUUGUUGACAUUGACAAAAGGAAGUACUUGGUUCCCUCUGACAUCACUGUGGCCCAGUUCAUGUGGAUCAUCAGGAAAAGGAUCCAGCUUCCUUCUGAGAAGGCCAUCUUCCUGUUUGUGGACAAGACAGUCCCACAGUCCAGCCUAACUAUGGGACAGCUUUACGAGAAGGAAAAAGAUGAAGAUGGAUUCUUGUAUGUGGCCUACAGCGGAGAGAACACUUUUGGCUUCUGAGGGCCAGUGCUUGCUAGGUGCACCGUUCCUGCUUGUGUAUCUUGUAAAUAACUGGCUGUUUUCAGUUCCUCUACCAGAGCCUCUUUCACAUAGACCUACUAGUGCAUUUGUAACUGGAUUUAUUUCUUAAUAUAUUGGAAGGUUUUGUUUUCUUAGAUUAGUAAAUUAUACAGAGUUUUAUUUUCAGUUUUCUUUCUGUGCACUGUCCUCAUGGCUAUAUGCUCCAGGGAACCCGUCCUCUGGGAAUCCUAUUUAAUGAAGAUGUUUCCAUAAUGAAGGGAGGUAGGUGUGGUACUCAAGUGAAAAGGAGGGGGUGAUGAUGCAUUGUUCUGGAUUAUGUUCCAAGUGUUAGAUAGCUAAGUAUUAAAAGCACCCAAAUUAAAUCCUUAGCAAUCAGAACACACUUGCUUCACUAGAUUUUGCCAACUGCAAAUCAUGUUGGACUGAGCUAAUCUGUUCUUCUUUCUGAGACUAUUAAGGUAAAUAAUUAACAAUAAAACUUACUCUUAUAAAGGCA
Peromyscus leucopus (white-footed mouse) is the source of this 998-nucleotide messenger RNA. It is a transcript of the gene Gabarapl2, whose product is annotated as GABA type A receptor associated protein like 2. The record is from RefSeq and is a predicted model, not a curated record. Gene Ontology annotation, cellular component: autophagosome; cytosol; autophagosome membrane. NCBI's taxonomy places the organism in Eukaryota, Metazoa, Chordata, Mammalia, Rodentia, Cricetidae. Gene Ontology annotation, biological process: autophagosome assembly; cellular response to nitrogen starvation; macroautophagy. The transcript is spliced from 4 exons. Gene Ontology annotation, molecular function: ubiquitin protein ligase binding. The coding region runs from base 128 to 481 and encodes 117 amino acids.